Carlito syrichta (Philippine tarsier) is the source of this 379-nucleotide messenger RNA. RefSeq names its product glutamate receptor ionotropic, NMDA 1-like. NCBI's taxonomy places the organism in Eukaryota, Metazoa, Chordata, Mammalia, Primates, Tarsiidae. The record is from RefSeq and is a predicted model, not a curated record. The annotation marks the transcript as partial. The transcript is spliced from 3 exons.
CUGCACCCCCAGGUCUCACGAGAAUGGCUUCAUGGAAGACCUGGACAAGACGUGGGUGCGGUACCAGGAAUGUGACUCGCGCAGCAACGCCCCUGCCACCCUCACCUUCGAGAACAUGGCAGGGGUCUUCAUGCUGGUGGCCGGGGGCAUCGUGGCCGGGAUCUUCCUGAUCAUCAUUGAGAUCGCCUACAAGCGCCACAAGGACGCACGCCGGAAGCAGAUGCAGCUGGCCUUUGCCGCGGUGAACGUGUGGCGGAAGAACCUGCAGGAUAGAAAGAGUGGUAGAGCAGAGCCCGACCCUAAAAAGAAAGCCACAUUUAGGGCUAUCACCUCCACCCUGGCCUCCAGCUUCAAGAGACGUAGGUCCUCCAAAGACACG